CUGUCUGUCUGGAGGACCAUACGAUUGGGAAGCCUCUCGCCGCUCUUGGCAGAGGAAGCGGCUUCUUGUUGACACUUCGUUGGCGAAAAUGGCGACCGAAGUGAGGCAGGAGCUUGCACAGCUGAUGAAUUCAAGUGGAUCCCACAAAGAUCUCGCUGCCAAAUAUCGACAAAUUUUGGAGAAGGCCAUUCACUUCACAGAUGCAGAUCAGCUGGAAUCGCUGAAGGCCUUUGUUGAAGCAAUGGUCAAUGAAAACGUCAGCCUUGUCAUCUCGAGGCAACUGCUCACAGAUUUCUGCACACACCUGCCAAACCUGCCUGAUGCCACAGCUAAGGCAGUGUAUCACUUCACCUUGGAGAAGAUUCAGCCAAGGGUUAUCUCUUUUGAGGAACAGGUAGCAUCUAUAAGACAGCACUUAGCAACCAUUUAUGAAAAGGAGGGAGACUGGAGGAACGCUGCCCAGGUUUUAGUUGGUAUUCCCCUGGAAACAGGACAGAAGCAAUACAAUGUUGAUUAUAAGUUGGAUACGUACCUGAAAAUUGCCCGAUUGUACUUAGAAGAUGAUGAUCCAGUGCAGGCAGAAGCCUACAUCAACAGAGCCUCAUUGCUUCAAAAUGAGUCCUCUAAUGAACAGCUACAGAUUCACUAUAAGGUGUGCUACGCAAGAGUCCUAGACUUCAGGAGGAAGUUCAUCGAAGCUGCACAGAGAUACAACGAGCUGUCCUAUAAGUCCAUUGUACAUGAGAGUGAACGACUAGAAGCACUGAAGCAUGCCCUUAACUGCACCAUACUGGCCUCCGCAGGUCAGCAACGCUCCCGUAUGUUGGCCACGCUCUUUAAGGACGAGCGCUGUCAGCAGCUGGCAGCCUAUGGUAUUCUGGAGAAGAUGUAUCUGGACCGUAUUAUCAGAGGAAAUCAGCUGCAGGAGUUUGCUGCCAUGCUGAUGCCUCACCAGAAGGCCACUACGACAGAUGGCUCAGGCUCCAGUAUCCUGGACCGUGCCGUGAUUGAGCACAACCUGCUGUCUGCCAGUAAACUCUACAACAACAUUACCUUUGAAGAGCUCGGAGCACUGUUGGAAAUCCCUCCUGCAAAGGCUGAAAAGAUUGCUUCCCAGAUGAUCACUGAAGGACGCAUGAAUGGCUUCAUUGACCAGAUAGACAGCAUUGUACACUUUGAGACACGUGAAGCCCUCCCCACCUGGGACAAACAGAUCCAGUCUCUGUGUUUCCAAGUCAACAACCUCCUAGAAAAGAUUCGUACGGCUGCUCCGGAGUGGGCCGCGCAGGCUUUGGAAUCCCAGAUGACCCAAUAAACAUUUCCACACUCGCCUAAAAAAACCCCACCAACAAUCCCCUGCUCCUUCAACCCGUCCGGAAGUUUAGUCUGCCUGCUCGACCACGUCACCACGUCGAGUCCCAGCAACAGAAGUGACCACGGCAAACUCUGCGGCGUCGCCAUCACUCAUCUGAGAGCGCUAAUGUUUUUCACCUUUUCCCACACAACAGUUCAAUGUGUCUUUAUAUUUAAAAUCUGUGACGGACGAGGUGUUACAUAAACUUGGACUGGGAAUUUGGAUAUGAGUCUUCAAAUACUGUCAUGUCAUGUUAUUGAAUUAAAAAAUAUACAAACUUUUGGCCUGUUAAAGCUUUUGCGUUCCAUCAGAUUAUUAUUCUUUUUUUCAAUGCACCAUAAUGAAAUGACAAUAUUUGUAUAGUUGUUUUUUUUGUUCUGGUUUUGUUGUUUUUUUGCAUUUGUACAAUUCUCACUCCAUGGGUAUGGAAUUAAAUUCAAAGCUGAGAGAAGUAGUUCAGCCGCAUGGUUGUUAUUUACGUUCAGUUUUUACUUAAACUAAUUAAAUUGUUAUGUAAAUUAUCA
Messenger RNA from Solea solea (common sole), 1878 nucleotides. It is a transcript of the gene cops4, whose product is annotated as COP9 constitutive photomorphogenic homolog subunit 4 (Arabidopsis). The transcript is spliced from 10 exons. The record is from RefSeq and is a predicted model, not a curated record. Lineage: Eukaryota; Metazoa; Chordata; Actinopteri; Pleuronectiformes; Soleidae. Gene Ontology annotation, cellular component: COP9 signalosome; cytosol. The coding region runs from base 89 to 1315 and encodes 408 amino acids.